AACAGAACCUUUGUUUAAUGUUUUACUCAAUCAAAACAAGUUUUAAAGAUUUCGAGCGAAAUGGAGGAAAUUUACAAGCCAAAAAAUACAAAGAUAAUUUCGGUCAAAGAUGCUCUUCUCGAGUAUCAGUCGGAGUUGCUUCCAGCGGGAUUAACGACUGUUCCUACCUCCGAGGGAGAUAUUGCCGCUGCCAUGAGUUUCAAUGGUUCCGAGCACCAGUUCAACGAUCUCCUACAAUCCGUUGAUUUGGACCGGAAUUUGUCCAAUAUCAAGGACUUCCGGAUCACGAACUUCCAUCCGGCUAGGCUGCAGAACGUCAUGAAACCGGUUGAAAUUACGGAGAAAGCCCUGCGGUUCAACUGCGUACAAAACGCGAUCAAAAUAACGGGCCGUCUGCGGAAGAAUCUGGACUGUCGGAUUCGUUACAACAAGCACAAAUACACGUUUAUUCCGCGGCGGGAAGAAACGGACCUGUACCCGUUCAGCGAGAUGGUGCUGGAGAUCCGGUUCUACGAACCGUUCAAAUACAAGACGGGCGUCCGGCUCGGUCAUCCCAAGUUUCAUCAGGAAUUUUACGUGCUCGGUUCGCAGACCCUGACGGAACUGCGGGACAAAAUCUACUGCCAGUGCGAUUUGGGUCCGUUUUACGACAUCAGUGCCAAUCCACACGCGGCGGAAGCGGUGGAACCCAAGUCGGCGGACGCAGCCGAUCCGGGCUUUUUCUUCAUCCACGACACUUUCUACAACGACAUGCGGAAGCCCGCCAACAUGGACUACUCGGAAGUGAUCCAGACGUGGGCCAAGCGACAGAAGAGCAUCGGCGAGUUGAAAACCAAACUUAUGGAAGAGGCCAAGUUUGAGGAUUUGCAGUUCCGGCUGGGCUAUCCGCAGGUUUACCAACAUCACGGAAACUGCGAGCACAUUUUCGUCAUUUCCAACUGCCGGCUGCUGGCGAGCAGCGAUUUGCUGGUCCGCCGGCGGUACCCCAUCCUGAACUCGUACGCGUUCCCUCGCUCCAUUCCGUGCAACAUCUGUGGCCACUGCGAGGCCAAUUUCAUCGUCAAAAAUAGUGAUCAGCACAUCUUUGAUCCGGCCUACGUUUGCCAGGUUUGCUACGAGUCGUACCACUACCGGGACGGAGUCAAAAUCGGACAGUUCGAGGCCUUCCGGUUUCUGGGCACGAAAAUUGCCGUCAAGGACGACGACGUAGAAAUGGACGUGCGGUUGUAGAGUUUAGUAGACAAUGUUCUUUUUAUUCCAGUACUUAAUCAAUAAAAGCAAAUACAAUCACAA
Molecule: messenger RNA, 1293 nt
Organism: Culex quinquefasciatus (southern house mosquito)
Lineage: Eukaryota; Metazoa; Arthropoda; Insecta; Diptera; Culicidae
Gene: Pbp49
Product: snRNA-activating protein complex subunit 3
Exons: 2
Coding region: 61-1230 (389 amino acids)
Biological process (GO): snRNA transcription by RNA polymerase III; snRNA transcription by RNA polymerase II
Cellular component (GO): snRNA-activating protein complex
Molecular function (GO): RNA polymerase III type 3 promoter sequence-specific DNA binding; bent DNA binding; RNA polymerase II cis-regulatory region sequence-specific DNA binding
Source: RefSeq, a predicted model, not a curated record